AUGCAGGAUGAUAGUUUAAAAGCUUUAAAACCAUUGACUGAAGAGGAAUUUAAUAGUGGAGCUACUGGAAACAAAGGAGCUUCUUUGAAAAACCGGCCAUGGGAACAUCAAGAAGGCGGUGACGUUCCACCAAAUAAUGGAAAUAAAAAGAACGGAGACGUGAAUUUGAUUUCGGUUUCGAAAUUAGCGGCUCAGGAGCGUAAGGUAAUCGCCAGUGCCAUGUGGAUUAUCACAAGAAAACCUGUAUCCGCUUUGAGCCCCGCAAAACGCAAGGUGAUUACAUCAAGAUCAUCAGGAGCAGAGAAUCCCAAACUAGGGGGCUGGUUACCCUGGAAAGGUCAUAUGGGUGGCGCGCAGGAGUUGAGUCUCGACAGUGGAUGGGUUCAUUUUUCGGUCGUCAUUCACGAGCUUAUGCACGCCAUCGGAUUCGAUCACGAACAAGAGUGCCCCGACCAAAGUCGAUACAUCACCGUGAAUUUCGAUAACAUCAAGAAAGGCAAACUCUUCGUUUGUUAA
Messenger RNA from Daphnia pulex (common water flea), 516 nucleotides. RefSeq names its product zinc metalloproteinase nas-1-like. NCBI's taxonomy places the organism in Eukaryota, Metazoa, Arthropoda, Branchiopoda, Diplostraca, Daphniidae. Gene Ontology annotation, molecular function: metalloendopeptidase activity; zinc ion binding. The transcript is spliced from 3 exons. Gene Ontology annotation, biological process: proteolysis. The record is from RefSeq and is a predicted model, not a curated record. The coding region runs from base 1 to 516 and encodes 171 amino acids.